This is a messenger RNA of Rhincodon typus (whale shark), 1865 nucleotides long. RefSeq names its product cathepsin E-A-like. Gene Ontology annotation, molecular function: aspartic-type endopeptidase activity. The transcript is spliced from 8 exons. The record is from RefSeq and is a predicted model, not a curated record. Gene Ontology annotation, cellular component: endosome. Lineage: Eukaryota; Metazoa; Chordata; Chondrichthyes; Orectolobiformes; Rhincodontidae. Gene Ontology annotation, biological process: proteolysis. The coding region runs from base 104 to 1093 and encodes 329 amino acids.
AUUUCCCACUCUAUAGUAAUUCAGAAUUUACGCAACAAUUUAAACAUUUACAAGAACGUAACCUGACAGCAAGCAACUUACUGGCCCUGAUCAGAAGGACAGAAUGAAGUGGAUAGUCCUCACACUUUGCUGUUUCCAUUUGACAGAAUGCCUUAAAAGAAUCCCACUGAAGAAGCACAAGUCGAUCAAGCAAACAAUGAGAGAGAAAGGGAUGCUCUCGUAUUUCUGGGAACACCAUAAGAUGGAUAUGGUACAAAUGGGUCAACCUCAGGAGUGUUCUGCCAUACAAAAAACAGCCGAGCCCCUUCUCAAUUACAUGGAUACACAGUACGGUGGGGAGAUUUCCAUUGGCACACCACCUCAGAAUUUCACUGUUGUAUUCGAUACUGGUUCAUCCAAUUUAUGGGUGCCUUCUGUUUAUUGCUACAGCAGAGCUUGCAAAGAGCAUGACAAGUUCAUCCCAGAUAAAUCAUCAACUUAUACAAGGGAUGGCCGCCCUUUCUCUAUCCAUUAUGGUACAGGCAGUCUGACAGGAAUAAUUGGAAUAGAUACCGUCACAGUUGAAGGCAUCACUGUUGUGAACCAGAAAUUUGGCGAGAGUGUGACAGAGCCUGGCACGACAUUUUUGUAUUCCCCGUUUGAUGGGAUUCUUGGAUUAGCUUACCCAUCUAUUGCAACAGCAGAUGCCACGCCUGUAUUUGACAACAUGAUGGCACAAGGCUUAGUAAACUUGCCCCUCUUUUCUGUGUAUCUUAGUAGAAAUCCAAAUGAUGGGGCUGGGAGUGAAAUUAUUUUUGGUGGAUUUGAUACUUCACACUUCAUUGGUGAACUCCACUGGAUUCCUGUGACCAACAAAGGAUACUGGCAAAUUCAGUUAGAUGGUUUCCUUAUAGAUGUUUAUAAAGUCAGAAGGGGCACGGAUGAGGAGGAGGAUGAAUGGGGACAAAUUGAUUGCAGCAGUGGAUUCCAAGGCAUGGACAUACCUCCACCUGCUGGGCCACUGUGGAUCCUGGGAGACGUCUUCAUAGGCUAUUACUAUGCAGUGUUUGACAGGGGGAACAACAGGGUGGGUCUGGCUAAAUCCAUCCCAUGAUGUCCCAUUGCACUGAUUCAGGUGGAUAGGAUUUCAAUGAUUAUUGCAGCUAUUUGGAACGUUGCAUGUAACAUCACUUUGAAAUUAAUGAUUUUAGCACACAGAAAUCACCUCAUUGAAACCUUUUGUCAAUGUUUCUAAACAAUCUCUACCACGUAGGUUGCAAAUUCACAGUCCACCAUUUACUAGGGUUUUAAUAUUCAUCAGGAUUUUGAUUUAAAAUAAAUUUCAGGGCAGACAGAAUCAUUGUUUCUCACGCUGUUGUUGCACAGAGCCCAGAGUCGGUGCUCUUAAAAUCAUUGCUAUGAAAAUACUCGUCGCAUUCAGAGAUUCUAAAUUCAUGGACCAGUAACUUCUGUGCCCUGUGAUUUUAUUUAAUACACUGAGAACUUGAAGCUAAAAUGUUAGAUAUUUAUCUUUUACUUCCAUCACAAUGCACUCCUAUCCAAAGAUCUCGGCUCAGUUGCUAUUUUAAGAUUCAACCCUGUCUUGAGAAAGGAGAAAUGCCAGAAAAAAUGGGGAUUCCAUUUUUUGCAAUUAACUAACAUGUAUCAAGGUCUUACAUCACAAUGGGUUUUAUUCAUCUUGUUUAGCAAUGUUGUAUUGCUUCCGGAUGCAGAAAAUUGUUCUUCAAAUGUUUUGUAAAAUGGGGUCCUUUUAAAGACAUCUAUUUGUAUAAACCGUGUUGUUUCUGUUGCUUAUUGAACUGUGACUAAAAUCACAAUCAGGAUCAACAUUGAUUGUUUCUGUAACUAAUUAAACUAAUUAAACU